AUGAUGGACAUGGAGAUGACCCAUGGCACGCCAUGGCUGGACCAACCAGUGAUGUUGCACUCCUCGAGGAAGUACAAGUGUUCUCUCAAGAGCGAGACGCUUUGCGAAUGGCAGCAAGGCUACUGGCGCUUCUGGUACGAGGCAGACCAUCGAUACGCUCUUCCGACCGUGGCAUUCUUUAUGGUCGCAAUCAUCCUCUUCGCCAUUCCUUUCAUCCUCACCUCGAUCUGGCCCCGGGCAGCAUCCGCAAGACCUCUACGAAGAGGACUGACCCUGAACCGAUACCUCUCAUAUCGACAGUUCCGGAUCGAUAUCCUCAACUGGAACUCUGCACCUCUGGGAGUCCUUCUCCUAGGCGCAGUCGGCACAAUCUUCUUCUUCGCGAUGACGCUUGGUCCGCGACCGUAUUAUUGGCCUAACACGAAGUCACCACCGGUGUCUUUCGGGAGCUCACCGCCAAUUGCGACUCGAACAGGCUGGAUGUCUCUGGCAUGUCUUCCUUUCGUCUUUGCAACAUCCUCCAAAUCGAAUAUGGUCACGGCCGUUACGGGCAUCAGCCACGAGAGACUGCAAGUCUUUCAUCGGUGGAUCAGCUACGCCAUGUUCGUCCUCGCACUCAUACACACCUUUCCCUUCAUCGUCUUCCACGUGUGGAAGGGUGAUAUGGUGAACCAGUGGAAUACAUCCGUUGUGUACUGGACUGGCGUCGUGGCUGUCCUCGCACAAGCCUGGUUGACCUUUGCGUCGUUCUCUCCCCUGAGGAACUGGUGCUACGAGUGGUUCAAGUUCAGCCACUUCGUUGCUGCUCUGGUAUUCGUCGUGUUCUUCUUCCUCCACUGCGACUUCCGCCUCUCGAGCUGGGACUACUUCAUUGCGACCGGAGUCAUAUACACCCUGUCUUGGCUGCACUCUUUCAUCCGCGUCUUCUUCCAGCAUGGCAUUGGCAAGGCGGCGACUAUACACCUCAUGUCGAAUGGCUUCAUUCGAGUAAGCGUUCCUACGCAGUCGACUUGGCGUGCGGGUCAACACUUCUUUGUCCGCUUCAUGGGUCUCGGCAUCCACGCCUGGACAACUCACCCUUUCACGGCGUGCUCCCUCCCCACCAAGGCACACUUCUAUGAGGCGAAAGAAUCUGAGCUGAUCUUCUACAUUCGGCCACAAGGAGGGUUCACUGCUCGUCUUGCGAAAUAUGCAGAGAAACACCCUGGAUGCACGAUGCGAGUCCUGCUCGACGGACCAUAUGGCGGCAUUGACAUGCCCAAGCUCGAGUCCCCCGAGAAGAUGCUCGUCCUUGCAGGGGGUUCGGGAGCUGGAUGGUGUCUACCGUUGAUCGAGUCUUUCUUACGAAGGAAAGACUGUGCCGAAUGUUGCGACGUUGGGAAGGACUGCAACACACCAUCAAUGCGAGUGAUCCUUGCGACAAGAGAUCUGGCAACGAGGAACUGGUUCGAAGAAGCGGUCAACGAGCUAGUAUCUUCCUCCUUGAUUGGAAAGUGCCCGCCAGGCCUCGUCGUCGAAGUCCACUAUACCGGAGGCGAGGACAACGCAAACGCCCCCAAAGCCACGGGCCAGUUCCUGCAGAAGCUCGACGACCCAGAGAAAGCGCCAGACGCAGACGUGGCUAUCACCGCCCACAACGGGCCAGAAAGCUCGUCAGACUCAGACACGGACGAGAAGGAUGAGCAAAGAGGUCGCUUUGCGCUGUCGUUGCGAGACUUCCCGUCCCGGCCUUAUCUCCCAGACGUCAUCAGGCAGGAAUGUGCGGAUCAGGACAAGCCUAUGGGUGUCUUUGUUUGCGGACCCCUGAGCAUGCAGCAUGAUGUUGCGAAUGCGGUGGCUAAGGAGCAGAUCAGGGAUAUGAAGAGGGAUUUGUACUUGCAUAUGGAGCAUUUCUCAUGGGCGUAG
Molecule: messenger RNA, 1905 nt
Organism: Zasmidium cellare ATCC 36951
Lineage: Eukaryota; Fungi; Ascomycota; Dothideomycetes; Mycosphaerellales; Mycosphaerellaceae
Exons: 1
Coding region: 1-1905 (634 amino acids)
Biological process (GO): intracellular iron ion homeostasis; copper ion import; iron ion transport
Cellular component (GO): plasma membrane
Molecular function (GO): ferric-chelate reductase activity
Source: RefSeq, a predicted model, not a curated record